AACUCUGAGUUUUGCUUCGUGUAACUUAUUUUAUAAAUUUAAUUUAAUUGUCACUCAACAGUUUUGUUGAUUGUUUUUAACCAUCCACAUUUUCUUACUCAACGUGUGUUUUAUGUUUCCAAAGUAUCUCUAAUUCUCAUUACCACCAACUCGUUUCACAAAAAACAAUUGAAUUUACCAGUUGUUAUUUUUUAUAACCUCACUUUAUUUUGCUAAAAAACUGUUAACUUUCACAAAAUUAACAUCAAAAAGAGUAUUAUGCCUAAAAUGGAAUCCGAAACAAAAUCAGCAUCAACAGUAGUGAGUGGUCUCAAUAUCCCAACAAAAAAGGUCCAUUUGACCAAUUUAUCUCAGCUGCCUGAUAAUUACUGCCAAACUCCGGGCGGAACUUUAUUUGCCCAUACUCCUGGAGGAACAAGAAUUAUUUAUGACCGAAGUUUUCUCCUUAAAAUGAGAAACUCACCAAUUGCAUCUACACCACCGAAAAAUCUUCCUUACAUAGCCGGAGUAACAACUGGUAUUUCACCUGAGAGUCUGAAGGAGAAUAAAUCACCAUUUAAGAAAUCAAUUCAUAAAUCAGCUGAACCUGUUCAGAAAAAGGUUGAAGAGCCCAAAACUUUACCUAAAAAGACUGCACCCGAAACUCUUGAAGCAACCACUGAAGAGCCACAAUUCUCAAUGGAGAUGUAAUCUUUUUGGGACAAAUUGUCUACAAGAUUAUUUGGUACAAUCUAGUAGACAUCUCACAUAUCGAAACAAAAAAUUAACUAAUUGAUGAUGGAAAUAAUGGUGACUGAUGAUAAUAUUAACGUGUAAAUAAUUGGAAGAAAAGAAACGAGGUUAUUCCCUUCGACAUCAUUAGUUUACCUCCAUCAAAUUCAGCACUAUGUUCAAAAAAAAACCAUUGAGAAGCCUACUCAUAAUGCUGCAUAAAUAAUAAAUUAAAAAAUAUCAUCGUAAAAAAUUGCAAAAAAGCUCACUUCUUUGGUUAGCUUGAAAUCAUUAAAAAAGACUGGAUGAUAUUAUUUUUUGCUGAUCGUAGGACUACGGAACGUGUUAAACUUAUUUUGCCUUAAUCAUUUUCGCAAUUUGUAAAUCAACAUGGCAUUCACCAAUGGGCCUUUUUGAAAUUUAUUCAGCAAGAUUGACUGUUUUUUCUCAAAUUUUUUUUAACAAUCCCCGGCUAUUUAAAAUCGAGUUUCAAAUAAAAAAGAUUGAAGCAAAAUUACCGUUUCUCAUUGAAAUUCAAAUGCAACUUGAUUUCACCCAUAAAAUGUUUGCUUGAUUCCAGCUCAUCCUGUAAAUCAAACGGACAAAUAUCUCAUUCAAAGGCUUCUCAACAAAAUUUUUACCUGAUUCAUUUUUGGUCAACCCUUCAAUUCCCGAUCUUCCCAAUCAACUUGGUUUGUUGUAAAUAAACUUGAUUGUUAUCAAAAAA
Molecule: messenger RNA, 1438 nt
Organism: Tetranychus urticae (two-spotted spider mite)
Lineage: Eukaryota; Metazoa; Arthropoda; Arachnida; Trombidiformes; Tetranychidae
Gene: Thor
Product: eukaryotic translation initiation factor 4E binding protein thor
Biological process (GO): negative regulation of translational initiation
Cellular component (GO): cytoplasm
Molecular function (GO): eukaryotic initiation factor 4E binding
Source: RefSeq, a predicted model, not a curated record